AUGAAUGAGGCUGCACCAUCGCACAAGACUCUAUAUCGUUGGGAGAAACGUCAAUCAGCGCUCGAUAAACCGUCGAAACCAACAAAAAAUGAUGAUAUUACCACUUGGUUACGGCAAGUAGAACAUGCAUCAUCCACUGCUGUUGAAAGUGUUUUCCCCCGUUCAUCGGGCCGACAAACAGGAAAAGCACUUGUCAAUCAAGCAACUGUCUACGCUAAAGCAACUGAUAAUACCUAUACAGAAGCACGAGAAAUUCUUGAUGAAUGGCUUAAUGAAAAGCUUCGUCUAGAAGCCGGUCUCGAUGAUAGUGAAGAUGAACAUAUAGCCGAAACGAACGUUCGAUCUGUCAAACAAGCUUGUAAUCUCAGUUUCGAUGACGACGAUCAACAACUCGAAUUCCUACGUGAACCAAAAGAUCUACUGACAUAUAAAGAUCCAAGUCUUUAUUAUGAAACUCACGAUGAAAGUGAUCUAGUCAAAGAUAUUCUUCACGAUUUACGAAGCAAAGAAGUAUUAACUCGACAACAAUUGAAUGCAAUUGAACAGACAAAACCAACGACAGUUGAUAUUCAAACGAAAAUUGAAGAACGACAUCGACAGGUCUCAGAAAUCUUAUGUUCGUUUUGUAUCGAGUACCGUUGUUUUCUCCAGGUAAAAGAAAAUCAUGAGAAAAUGCAGCGAGAACGCGAAGCAAAACGAAAACAAGCUCAAGCGAAGAAAGAAGCUGAAGCACAAGCUCGUCUCGUUGUUUUGAAAGAAGAACGUGAACGAGCUUUGAAAGCAAAGCAAGAGGAAGAAAUGAUCGAACGGCAUGUUGUUGAAAUUCGACGAGAAAUGAACGAAAAACGUUUACAAGAAGAAGACCAACGAAAACAUCAACGAGAGUAUGAACAAGCAAGAUAUGAAAGAACAAAAGCAGAACAAGAACGAACUCGUAAAGAGGAAGAAUUACACAAACUGAAAGAGAUCGCUCUUAAAGAACAAAAUGAACUAAGAGAAAAACGAUUACAAACACUAGUUGAUGAUUUCAUUCGAAUGAAAUCUCUGACAAUUCUACAAAAACAUUUUUCUGCAUGGUUGCACGUUGUAUCGGAGCGACGCUUACAAAUGGGUCGGGCAGCAGCGCUGGCUGAUUGGAAAUUGUUGUUCCAAUCAUUUAAUUAUUGGCGAAGUACAGUACGGACGAAAAAACUCGAAGAAGAAACUGAAGUACAUAUGACUGAAAUGAAAGUCUUGUCAAUGAAAAUGCAACAAGCAAAUUUACAUUACGAACGAACACUAUUACGAAAAUCAAUGAUUACCUGGCAAAUCUUUAUUCGUAAUGAACGUAUAGCUAAAAAUUUAAAACAUGAACAAGAGGCGACCAAACGAAAGAUCGAUUCGUUUCUGGAUGCUGCCUCAACUGGAAAACUUUGGGGAAAUGAACAACAACAGCAAGAACAUCCGCCAUUUCCAUCACAACCUGCAACGACGAAUUCAACUACGCGUCAACAAUUAAAAACACGACGAGUGUCGAUAGCACCACGUCCGUCGUCUGUAACGUCACGAUCACGCUCAGCAGUACCGGUCGGCGACAAAUCAUCGUUAACAACACGAGCGCAGUCGGAUAUUAAAUUAGAUGAUUUCUUUCAAAUCUCAUCACCGAGAAAUGAACACGAAGAAUUUGAGCAGAAGACAAAUCUGGAAUUGGUAUUGCCAACAGAUACACGGCGUAUGCAUCUCGAUUUCGAUCAAUUAUCAAGUAGUGACGAGGAUUUAAGUAAAAAGAAGCAACGUGAAAGGCGUAUUCGCUCGGAAAUGGCAGAACACAAAUCAGCAACACGCGUAAUGAACACCUUUGAAAAUCGUUAUAAUGCGCAAAUGAAAAUGCUUAAAGAACAGAAUCGUUUACUAAAAGACCAACAAAGAAUGAUUGAAGAACUUAAAUAUCAACAAGAUCAACAGGUUCUGCACAAUCAGCUAUCGAAUCUCGAAGUACUCAAAGCACAACAAACCGAAAUGGAAGAAAAACAACGGAAACAGUUAGUUACUGACCGACGUCAUGCUACUGCUCUUAUUCAAGCACAUAAUCGUGGCGAAUUACAAAAACAAUUGAAUACAAGUCGAUUAGAUAAUCAAACGGUGGUUACUGAUCGGCCGUCGACUAGAGGUGAAAUGAUAUUAUCGAAUAUGGAAGAACGGGCACGCAAACGCUAUGAAAUGAAAACUGAACGUGAAACGAAACGACGAGCGAUGGAAGAAGAAAAAUUAGCGAAAAUACAACAAAUGAUGGAGGAGAAAGUUCGUCAAGAAGAAGAAGAAAAACGCUUGAAAGCGGAAGAAGCACGCGACAAGCGACGCUUGGAAAAAGAACGUGAAGUCGAACGAAAACAAUUCGAAGAACGUUUACGCGUAUUAUCUGAAAAAGCCGAUGCACAUUGCCGACUCUAUCGAAUGCGAUAUUUCGGCAUCAACCCUUUGAAAAAACUGAUAGCUAUUCGUCAUGAACACAUUCAAGUUGCUGAAGAACAUCAUAAUCAUGUUCUUCUCCAACGUACGUUCAAUGUUUGGCAUGAGACCAUUCGACGCGAUAUCGAAAUUAAAACAGCGCGAGCUGAAGAUUUUUAUAAGCGUUUACUCUAUCGUCGAUAUUUUACUUCAUGGCAACGAUACAAGCAACAAACAGAAAUCGCUGAAGAACGUGCCGAAAGACACUACAUGAAUCGUUUAGUAAUCAACACGUUUAAAAUCUGGCAAGAUUAUACUCAAACAGAAAUUCUUCGUCUUUGGCGUUUAGACGAUUUAGCAAGAGAGCAUAAUGUGAAGAGACUUUUGAAAAAUGCUCUUAUCAUUUGGCGACAAUAUCCUGUUGAACGAAAAAAAGAACUUGAACGGGAAAAACGUUUAGCAGACAUGCGUCUUAAAGUUAAAGAUUUGGUACCAGACUAUCGGGGAACAGAAUCUUCAUCUUCAUCACUAACUACCGUUACCAGCAACGUGGUUAGAGUACUGACUCAUCAUGAGAAACGCUUUCAAAAGACUCGUAAAGAGAAAAUUACCGAUUUGAAUCAACUGAAACCGGGUGAUCAUGUGAGUUUCUAUAAAACUGACUUCUACUACGCUCACCAUGGUAUUGUUUGUGAAGCACGAACUAAUUAUCUUCGUGUAAUACAUUAUUUCAAUACAUUAGAACAUGCUCGUACUGCAUUAAUGAAAGGUUCGGUCUACAUAGCAGCAAUUAUUGAAAGCGAAUGGUCGGUAAAUUUGCAGAGCACAAGUGAAGAUGUCUAUUUACAUCAUUACGAUAAUAUUCCGUGUUUCUCAAAUGAAGAAACGUUACAACGAGCGUUUUCUCAGCUUGGCAAACGUGGAUAUUCGUUGAUUGGAAAUAAUUGUGAACAUUGGGCACGAUGGUGUCGGACAGGUGAACAUUACUCAGAACAGAUUAUCAAAUUUCGCAGUUUGGUUAAAGAAAAAUCAGCGACAUUACUAAUUGUCGAUCCGACCGCUUUGAUUGUUAAAGAUAUUGCAAUCGUCGGCGUGCAAACGUUUGGACAGUUUCUUAGUGCGAUUGGAUCUGGACUGAUCUUGACCACGGUCGAAUCGAUUGCAGCAUUUAUUGAUAUAAGAAAAAAGAAAAAUGAACGGAAAAAAGGAAGUUUGAGCGAUGUAGCGUUGAAAAAAUAUGUUGUGCGACGAAUCACAUCAGCAUCGACAACAAUAGCCGGAGGAACAGUUGGAACAGUAGUUGGCACAAUAUUGAUUCCAGUUCCUAUACUUGGUGCCACAGUCGGUGGUAUUGUUGGAAGUGUCGGUGGCAAACUUCUCGGCGGCGUUUCUGGUAUUGCUCUAUCGAAAAUUCUCGAAGUCUACGAGAAAAUCAAAGCAUCGAACAUUAAGAAAAUGACAACAGUGCCACAACUAAUGAGUAACAUAUCACCAGAAAGUCAAUUGAUACGUGGUCUCAUGACAUUGGCACUCGAUCCAGUAGAAGAAAAGCAUAUCGAAAAAGUUGUUCAAGAAGCUAUGGAAGCGACUGCACCGUAUACAUCAUUGUAUCCAUCGCUCGAUGAAUUUUUUCAUGAAAAUGACAAUACAACAAAGGACAAAUAUAAAAAAGUGCAAGAAUUAUCUACGGAACUGUUCACCGAUGAUCAGGGUUCAGUGGAGUAUUUUGUUUUGACACCAUUACCAGAUGAGAAUGCUCCCGAAGAAUUCGCAUCAUCAACAGAUUUACUUGUGUUACGAUGGCCGGGCCACGAAAUGAAACCUUGGGAAACCGACGGAGAGAAAGUUUUAGAUAUCGAUGAAUUAAACAAACGAAAGAGUAAUUGA
This is a messenger RNA of Adineta ricciae, 4314 nucleotides long. NCBI's taxonomy places the organism in Eukaryota, Metazoa, Rotifera, Eurotatoria, Adinetida, Adinetidae. The record is from the annotation of a GenBank genome assembly.